UCAUCGGUAACAGCUCCCUCUGCCCCAGCCCCGAACCCCGCGGCCGCUUUAACCGCGGUGGACGUGAGAUUUUUCUCUCCUCCAAUCUGGAGACCUAGAUGCUGGCGCAGGAACCAAAACCCGAGGGCCACGGAGACGCCAGAAGGGCGAGAGAUCCCGCCUCUCCAGCACCGGGAGGGGGGAGACCCCUGGGCGAAGACCCCCCGGUGCCCCUCACAUGGCCCCCUCUCCAGGCAUCCCGGGUCACUUCCCGCCGUCCCCUCCCCAGCUUCCUCGCCCCUGCCCCUGGCGACUCUCCCGGGGUUUCCUUUGUCCCCCACACGCCCUUGCCCGCCGAGCGUCCAGAGUUCGCUCCUUGGCCUGGUCCCCCCGCCCCCCAGGACCUUCUCUCGUCCCCUGCCGGAGUUUCUCCGGUGCGCACCCCACCCUCUCCCGGGUCUCCGUGUCCCCUCCCCGCCCCGCCCCCGUUUUUAAACCUGGCGCCGAGCGCGCGGGUCAGGGAGCGCCCUCGCCCGAGCGGUUAAAGGCGCGGCCCAUCGCGGGCGCCGUGUCUUCCGAGGGCACCAUGAGACCCGAGGCGGCUGCCGGAGCCCCGGAGGCGCGGGGACGCGUCUGUCACUGCGCCGGGGACGGCCCCCGGGGACCACCGGCGCCGCGCGGGCCCGAGAGCCAAAUUCCAUGGAGACCUUGGACCCUGACCCCUCAGGAAGCUGAGCCUACUAGAACUGGAAGUGAGCUUGAGCCUGAGGGUGAUCAAGAAACCUUUGGAUCGAAGGGGGCCUUUGGGUUUCAGCAUCCUGUCAGACUCUACUUGCCCAUCUCUAAGCGUCAAGAGUAUCUGCAGCGCUCCGGGGAGAAGGUGCUGGCCAGUUUCCCUGUGCAAGCCACCAUCCACUUCUACAAUGAUGAGUCCGACUCAGAGGAGGAGCUGGAGGAAGACACCCAGCUCUCCGCCCUGCAGCGGGAGGAGGUGGCCGACGGCUCAGAGGGAAAGGCCGGAGACGGGGCGGCAAGCCCAGCAAGGCAACCCGGGGGCCUCGAUGGGAGGGGUCCACCCCCCGACCCUGUCUCCCCCGAGGCUGCUGCCUGCCCCUCUCGCGUGUAAGUCUGUCUCUCCUGCACCAGCCCGCCUCGCACGUGCCCUGGGGACAGCCCUGCGGGACAGCCGCCCCUGGACACUUCACGUUUCCACUGGGCCUACAAGGACUUGGCUGUCUUUGGCCAGCACUCCACCAGCCCCCAGGACCCAGCUUUUACUCAUCCUCCUCUGAGUGAUUCUUUGCGUCUCAUUCAUAGCUUCCAGAGAGGAUUCUACAUCCAAGAUGUUUGCAUUAAUGCAGGUUGUUAUCCGGUAGGGCCCACUUUCAAAGCACACCCAGCAGUGUCACUGUGCAGAUCAAAUGACAAAUCAUUCCCACAUCGAUUAGUACCCCGCCCUCACCUCUCACUUAAACUGAGACCCCUCAUUUGGCUACAUCCAUGUUUGUAAACAAAGGUCCCAGCAGUCAAAGCUAUGGUUUCUCCGGUAGUCAUGUACAGAUGUGAGAAAUGGACCAUGAAGAAAAUUGAGUGCUGAAGAAUUGAUGCUUUUGAACUGUGGUGCUGGAGAAGACUCUUGAGAGUCCCUUGGACUGCAAGGAGAUCAAACCAGUCCAUCCUAAAGGAAAUCAGUCCUGAAUAUUCACUGGAAGGACUGAUGCUGAAGCUGAAACUCCAAUACUUUGGCCACCUGAUGCGAAGAACUGACUCAUUAGGAAAGACCCUGAUGCUGGGAAAAGAUUGAGGGCAGGAGGAGAAGGGGGUGACAGAGGAUGAGAUGGUUGGAAGGCAUCACCAACUCAAUGGACGUGAGUUUGGGCAAACUCCAGGAGAUAAUGAAGGACAGGGAAGCCUAGGGUGCUGCCGUCCAGGGGGUUGCAGAGUCAGACACGACUGAGCAACUGAACAACACCAACAACUUUUAUAAAAAUGAAUUAUUGUUCAAGGUUGAUGUGGUUGUUUAGGCAUUCUGAAAAAAAGUUUAGGAAAAGCACAUAAGCACACUGAACAAUUUCCAUAAGAGUAACAAAAAUAAAAGAUCAGAAUUUGGGGAUGGGAGACCAUUCUGGAUAAAAAUGUCUAUGAUUCUUGUCUAAGGGCUGUGUAUAUGAACAGAAGAGCUUACUAGCUCUUCACUGAGGACUGCUUUGGGCUUUUUACUUGAAUAACAAAACACUGUUUUCGAUCAAAGUACUUAAUGUAAUAUUAUUUUCAGGUUUUUAUUUUUUGAUGACCAAAUGAGUGUAUUUGUCAAAGUUUUUUAUGGAACUAUUUUACAUGUGAUUGUCUUUAGUUUCUACCUGAAAUAAAUAUUUUGAAAGACAAAAUCAUUUGAUAAUCACCUUCUGUUUGAUGUUUUACAUUAAAUUGGUUCCUGCUUUAAAGUU
This is a messenger RNA of Cervus elaphus (red deer), 2426 nucleotides long. It is a transcript of the gene RIPPLY3, whose product is annotated as ripply transcriptional repressor 3. NCBI's taxonomy places the organism in Eukaryota, Metazoa, Chordata, Mammalia, Artiodactyla, Cervidae. The coding region runs from base 218 to 1105 and encodes 295 amino acids. The transcript is spliced from 4 exons. Gene Ontology annotation, biological process: embryonic pattern specification; negative regulation of transcription by RNA polymerase II. The record is from RefSeq and is a predicted model, not a curated record. Gene Ontology annotation, cellular component: nucleus.